Molecule: messenger RNA, 258 nt
Organism: Gongylonema pulchrum
Lineage: Eukaryota; Metazoa; Nematoda; Chromadorea; Rhabditida; Gongylonematidae
Source: the annotation of a GenBank genome assembly
AUGAAAGCAUGUGGCACUCCGUUCAUCGAUCCAUACAUACAUCCUAAUGCUCAACAAUCUCUAUGCGAUCAAAUAGGUAAUCGCAGUUUGUGCCUGGCUAUAAUUCGGCUUGUACUGUAUAAAUUGGCAAUGCUGGCACCGGUGAUGGCCGAUCGAAGCAUAUCACCACUGUUACCUCGCGAUGAAGAUAUAAUCGAUUUUUUACGUAGUAGCGAGUUCGAUGUUCGCCUACAGAGAGGAAGAGAGGAGGAUGAAUAG